Molecule: messenger RNA, 1514 nt
Organism: Physella acuta
Lineage: Eukaryota; Metazoa; Mollusca; Gastropoda; Physidae
Source: RefSeq, a predicted model, not a curated record
CACCACGAAAAAACCACACGAUAACAUUCCCUAACAACCGCUCCUGGACGAGCGUUGUUUAAUAGUCAUUUUGGACUAAAGUAAACUAAAACGUAAUCAAACAUCUCUAGAUCUAAAUCCAAAAAUAAAAUAUAGGUCUUAAAGAACAUUGCUAGUAUGUUUAUUGCCUCGGCAGAAAACAUUUGACGUUUGAGACAUGAAGGCUGAAAUGUUGUUCCCGUGGGUGUGGGGACUCCUCUUCUGCCUCACGUGCGCCCCAGUGGGGGGCCAGAACGCGCCCUGCAACCAGUCGGAAGAGGUCUGCCCAUGCAACGUCACACUAUUCGAGGCGGGCACUGAUAGGUCGGAUAUAAGUAAACCGUUCUCGCUUCACCAGGCUGUCAAUUUUUAUGUGGCUGCAACCUGGAGUCCAGACGCCAUCGUCGGUAUGAACGUGUACCACCGCAACACCCUCCUACCCCACCUGUCAGUGGCAUUCACCGUGGGCAGCGCGAGGAAAUGUGGGGACAGAGUCGAACAGAAGUUUGCGUUGUUUAACGAAAUCAGUGAGGAUGGUCCCAUCACUGGGUACGACGAGCUGAAGGUUAUCAUGUUUAUGAAGACUGACCCCAACAAGUCGGUGGUCACUUUCGACGCCAACGACAUGAACGUGAUGAACGACAGGAAGUCUCACUGCAUCCUCCAGGAAGUCGUCUGCUUCAAGUUCCUCGUCACCUACCACUUCGCGCCCUACAGAGGAAAGCUCUACAUCAAGUCUACCCCGGCUCAGCCAAAGCUGAACCAAUACCUGAACAUCUCCUGUUCCACCAAGGAUGGCAACCCGCCCCCCGUCAAAUAUGGCGUCAUCGUGUACUCAACCAAGGACCAGCAGAAGCUGUUUCACGCUGUGGUUUCAGAUGGUUAUGUGGAGUUUCCCAGCGCCUUCCCGGGCCGGUACAUCUGCGAGUCCAUCAGUUACCCCCGGGGGGUCAGGGUCUCGGUGACGUCACGUGACUACAUCAUGAUCAUGCCGGAGGAGCCCAACUGGAAGCUGGGUGCCCAGAUGGACAUGUACGGCAACAAUACGGAUAUGGAAUCGAUGUACGGAUCUAACACCACCCACGCUACCAACGACACCGCCAAGGAACCCGUGGAGCCGGCGCCCACUACUCUUGCCCCCGGUGGCCCUGAUCCUAAUGAACCGCCAACCGCCGGCGUGAUGAUCACUGAGAGAUCCAACACCACCACGGUCGCCAACACCACCCAGCCGGUCAAAAACAGCAGCAAUGCUGGGGAAGGUACCAAGCCCACAAUCCUGCUAUUCGGACUUCUGCUAGCUAUCUGCCUGGCUGUCAGCUAAUCGCCUGGCAACCCCAUCGCCCCUUCAUCGUCGCUGAUGGCAACCCCAUAUUUCAAUUCGUCGCAUACAGCGGACUUUUUUUUUUAUAAGAAAAAAAGAACCCACGGUGGCGCAGUAAUAUUUUACCUACGAAAUUUCUUUCAAAUGAAUAUUUUAUAAAGGCAAAUAAAAGCAC